Aspergillus vadensis CBS 113365 is the source of this 552-nucleotide messenger RNA. RefSeq lists its product as uncharacterized. The transcript has a single exon. The coding region runs from base 1 to 552 and encodes 183 amino acids. The record is from RefSeq and is a predicted model, not a curated record. Lineage: Eukaryota; Fungi; Ascomycota; Eurotiomycetes; Eurotiales; Aspergillaceae.
AUGGACGCCUCAACCACAGCAGAUAUCCGCGACCGCAUCCUCCACCAAAUUCACGGACUUCUCUUCGAGGUCCUCCGAGAGUCUGAAGACACAGGCCCGAUGCGAAUACUCGGAGAUACUCCAAAUAGCAUACUCGAUCCUAAAGAUUAUUUGGCAUCUAUACGCCCCUUUGUUACAGAAAUCCAGAAUUGCAUCCAUGAAUUUGAUGCAAAUAGCAAGACUUGUUUCAUUGCAGUCAAUAUCUACCCUGGAAAGCACUCCUACUUUGUGGUGGACCUAAAUAAUACCGAGUAUGACUAUCAGACUGCUCAUGAAUGCAAGACAUUUCCGGUACCUGUUCAUAUCCUACGCCUAUCAAAAAGAAACCCCCCCAGGAUUUAUAGGAAACGGGAGCUGGAUGGACAACUUGCUGAGACUCUUAGAAUCAUGCAUAAUGGUCACGGUCAAGAUCCUCUACCUUUGGUUGACAAUUACUGUGAUCCAAAUAGACAAUACAGCAACCCUCGAAGCCUCAAAACGUUGAUGUCCAGGGUGUUCAGAUUUGCGCAUUGA